Messenger RNA from Chanos chanos (milkfish), 2055 nucleotides. RefSeq names its product protein adenylyltransferase SelO-1, mitochondrial-like. Lineage: Eukaryota; Metazoa; Chordata; Actinopteri; Gonorynchiformes; Chanidae. The transcript is spliced from 9 exons. The coding region runs from base 1 to 2055 and encodes 684 amino acids. The record is from RefSeq and is a predicted model, not a curated record.
AUGGAAUUUAAAGUGCAACACCAACUGCUUGCAAAUGUACCACUACACAGAGUGAGAGUGAUUCUUCCCUUAGGAAUGGACAACAUGGGCUCUGUCGUUGGGCGCACGCCCUUGCAGCGUAUGCGGUUCAAUAAUGUUGCCUUAAGGAAACUACCUGUAGAUACGUCGGGAGAACCCGAGUCGAGAACAGUUAGGGGAGCUUGCUUCUCCCGCGUUCAGCCGUAUCCGCUGGUUAACCCUAAGUUUGUUGCUCUCUCCAAUUCCGCUCUUACUUUGAUAGGUCUGAGUGCAGAUGAAGUUUUGCGUGACCCACAUGGAGCGGAAUAUUUAAGUGGUUCGAAGUUAAUACCCGGCUCUGAGCCUGCAGCACACUGUUACUGUGGACACCAGUUUGGCCAGUUUGCAGGACAACUUGGAGACGGUGCGGUAUGCUAUUUGGGUGAGGUGGAAAACCCCGAUGACCUACAGAUCAGUCAAGAGUUCAAAAGCCCCUGUGGUCGGUGGGAGAUUCAGUUGAAGGGUGCCGGUCGAACACCAUACUCCAGACAGUCAGAUGGCCGCAAGGUUCUGCGCUCGAGCAUUAGGGAGUUCUUGUGCAGUGAAGCCAUGUUUGCUCUCGGAAUUCCCACUACACGAGUUGGUUCCCUGGUCACCUCUGACGUCUAUGUCCAGCGAGACAUCUUCUACAGCGGCCACCCUCGUGCUGAGAGGUGUUCCGUGGUCCUGCGCAUUGCUCCCACAUUCAUCAGGUUUGGCUCCUUUGAGAUCUUUCAUCCAGUGGAUGAUUUUACGGGGAGGCAAGGCCCCAGCGCUGGCCGCCAUGACAUCAGAGCCCAGCUGCUUGAUUAUGUCAUCGAGUCGUUCUAUCCUGAGAUCCAGAGGAGCCACACAGACCGUAAGGAGAGGAUCGUAGCCUUCUUUCGAGAGGUGACUGUGAGGACAGCGAGACUGGUGGCUCUGUGGCAGACUGUGGGUUUCUGUCAUGGCGUUCUUAACACCGAUAACAUGAGCAUCCUCGGUCUUACUUUAGACUAUGGCCCUUUUGGCUUCAUGGACAGGUUUGAUCCUGAGUUUGUUUGCAAUGCCUCAGAUAAAAGAGGUAGAUAUUCAUAUGAGGCCCAGCCGUAUGUGUGUCGUUGGAACUUGGCUCGCCUGGCGGAUGCCCUUGGUUCAGAGCUCCAGGCAGCUUGUGCUGGGCCCAUCCUGGAUGAGUUCAUACCCAUGUAUGAGUCAUUCUACGUGGCUAAUAUGAGGAGGAAGCUGGGCCUGUUGAGGCGGGUGGAGCCAGAGGACCAGGAUCUGAUCUCAGACCUGCUGAAGACCAUGCACAAUACAGGAGCCGACUUCACAAACACAUUCCGCCUUCUGAGUCGGGUGCCUUGUCCCAUGGGGAAGCAGUCUGAGGAGGCAGACGCUGUUGGGUUGGUUGUGGAGCGUCUGCUCAAGCAGUGUGCCUCACUGGAGGAGCUCAAGGUGGCCAAUCAUCCCACAGUGGAGCCCCGUGAACUGGAGAUGAUUCUCUCUAUGGCUGAAACCAAUCCAGGCAUGUUCAACAUGGUAGCCAAUCGGCCAGAGGUUGCUAAGCAACUCGAGAAGAUUGGCAGGUUGAAGGAGCUACUGGACAUCAACCAAGAGGAUCUGAGCCUCAAACAGAAAGAUGACUGGCUAAGAUGGAUCAACCGGUACAGGAGACGACUAGCACUGGAAUGUGAGGGAUCUAGUGACCCACACCUGGUGGAGAAAGAGAGAGUAACCACAAUGGACAGCACCAACCCUGCCGUAGUCCUCCGCAACUAUAUUGCCCAGAAUGCAAUUGAAGCAGCAGAGAGUGGAGAUUUCUCCGAGGUUCAGAGAGUGUUAAAAGUUCUCGAGAGCCCGUACUCAGUGAAUCCAGGUCUGGAGCGACCUGGUUGGCUGGGGUGCAGGAAUGAGAGAGGGCAGACAGGACACAAAGAGGAGGAGAGUGAAGGACAGAGAAGGACGAUAUUGAAUGCACGUUGUCCUCCCUACACCAGCAAGCCACCUUCCUGGGCACGUGAAAUCUGUGUCACCUGA